This is a messenger RNA of Penicillium waksmanii, 561 nucleotides long. RefSeq lists its product as uncharacterized. Lineage: Eukaryota; Fungi; Ascomycota; Eurotiomycetes; Eurotiales; Aspergillaceae. The transcript has 2 exons. The annotation marks the transcript as partial. The record is from RefSeq and is a predicted model, not a curated record.
ACUCGGAAUCACACCACCUCCGAAUCUGAAUCCGAGUCCCUAUAUCUAUCCCUAGAUACCCUCGACACAAACGAUCCGCUCUUCCACGUCUGCUGGCGCCGCCAGUCAUGUUCGUAUUGUCUGGCCGGCGAUGUUGCCUGCAGCUGGUGUGCAACUUCCUCAGCCUGCGUGCCCAAUGCCGCACGCUUACCGAUCCUAGCCCCCAUCCGCAAUGCCCAGAUCUGUCCACUCGGCUCCAAGGAGCGGUGGGAACUUAGGACAAUGCCAUUUGGCUGUAAUGUUAGUACUUUGACGUUUCUGUCUGUUGUAGGGACGGUGGUGGGGCUGGUGGGAUUGGUUGGUAUGGGGGUUGUUGGGUUUUGCUUGGUGAGAUCGGUACGUCGAAGAUGGAAGGAGUCUGAUUAUGAGCGACUGGAUGGUCGGGGGUUUCUGGAUAUUGGUCUGCUUGCUUCGGUGUCAGGACUUAUAUUUGGGCGGCGGGAUGAGAGGGUGUCACGGGCUUCUGGAGUGGAUGGAGGGGGAGGGGGAAGGGGAAGGGGAAAGGGAAGAAGGGCUGGAUGA